AUGCCCGAUGCCCAGGUGGCCGGCUUCGAACGGAGCACGCCCCCGAGCGUGCGUGGCAGUGUCCAGGGCGCCCGGUUCAUUGCCGUGAUCCCUUUCGGCGCCCUCGGCCCGCAUCUUCGGGACAAGGGCAAGGGCUCUGGAUGGAGCUCUGCGGCGUGCGCAGAGUUCGCCACCAGCGCGUCCAAGGAGGAGCUCGCGCCCUACGUCAAGGCGCGCGGGCAUAGCCCAGUGAAGCCAAUCUGCUACGUGACGGCUGGCCCCGGCGACAUCCUCUACGUGCCGACGGGGUAUUUCAUGGUGGAGCAAGUGCAGGCCAACUCUGACAUCAUGGGAAUCAGAAUUCAGCCCAUCAAUUUCGCGUUGGACCUGGUGGUCAAGCACCGCAAAAGUAUGGUCGAGAAGUUCAAGGAAUCGUUGAAUGGGUGGGCCAAGGACCAGAAUGGGGCCCUGCCAGCGCAGGGGCAGCAGGGGCUGGCCGCGCCGCCAGCAGGGGCAGAGGGCCUUCCACAGGCCGCGCCGCCAGCAGCGCAGGCGGCCCCGCCCGCGACGCCAGCGCCAGCGGCCCCUCCAGCACAGCAGGAGGAGGCCGAGCAGAAGGCCCGCGAGGAGGCUGCGACGACAGCAGCCGAGGAGGCAGCCGGGCAGGCAAUGGCGGAGGCGAGCGCCAAGGAGGAGGCCGAGAAGAAGGCCCGCGAAGAGGCUGCCAGGAGAGCUGCCGAGGAGGAGGCCGCGGCGCAGGCUGCGGCGGAGGCGAAAGCCAUGGGGGCUGAGCAGAAGGCCCGCGAGGAGGCUACGAGGAAAGCUGCCGAGGAGGAGGCCGCGGCGCAGGCUGCGGCGGAGGCGAAAGCCAAGGAGGCCGAGCAGAAGGCCCGCGAGGAGGCUACGAGGAAAGCUGCCGAGGAGGAGGCCGCUGCGCAGGCUGCGGCGGAGGCGAAAGCCAAGGGGGCUGAGCAGAAGGCCCGCGAAGAGGCUGCGAAGAAAGCUACCGAGGAGGCCACGGCGCAGGCUGUGGCGGAGGCGAAAGCCAAGGAGGAGGCCGAGCAGAAGGCCCGCGAGGAGGCUGCGAAGAAAGCUGCCGAGGAGGCCACGGCGCAGGCUGCGGCGGAGGCGACAGCCAAGGAGGAAGCUGAGAAGAAGGCCCGCGAGGAGGCUGAGGCGAGGAAAGCUGCCGAGAAGGAGGCUGCGGCGAAGACUGCGGCCGAGGCGAAAGCCAAGGGGGGGCCGGCAGAGAAGCAGGCCGCGCCGGCCGCGGCCGCCGAGGCCAACGUCGCGGGCAUCAUGCAGGCGGCCUCCGCGCCCGCGGCCAGCCACUCGGGCUCGGCGAUGGCGCCUGCGGGCGGAACUUCGCCAGAGAAGACGGGGGAGGCAGAGUUGGGGCCUGAGGUGGCCAUGGCAACUACUGCUGAGGCCGAGGGCGAGGGGGGUGAGAUGGCUGGGAAGGCGGCGGAGCCCGCGCCAAAGAGGCGCCGCGCGAAGUUGGCGCAUGCCGCCGCGACCCCGCAGAAGCUGACGUUCGGCGCUAGCAAGUGA
Prorocentrum cordatum is the source of this 1530-nucleotide messenger RNA. The record is from the annotation of a GenBank genome assembly. NCBI's taxonomy places the organism in Eukaryota, Dinophyceae, Prorocentrales, Prorocentraceae.